Molecule: messenger RNA, 1899 nt
Organism: Scomber scombrus (Atlantic mackerel)
Lineage: Eukaryota; Metazoa; Chordata; Actinopteri; Scombriformes; Scombridae
Gene: slain1a
Product: SLAIN motif family, member 1a
Exons: 9
Coding region: 1-1899 (632 amino acids)
Biological process (GO): positive regulation of microtubule polymerization; cytoplasmic microtubule organization; microtubule nucleation
Cellular component (GO): microtubule plus-end
Source: RefSeq, a predicted model, not a curated record
AUGGAAGCAGAGGUGUUGAACCCCCAGAUGAUGGCAGACGUCAAUGGCAACAAUAAAAUCACCAACGCGGAGCUGGAGGUGUUAAAGCUUCAGGAAUUGGUCCGAAAAUUAGAGAAGCAAAACGAACAAUUGCGGACUCGAGCGAACGCUGUAAACAAUUGCUCCAUCGGCCCUCAUGCCCAGACCUCGCUGUCGUGUCUGCACGGGGGUACAGCUUGUCCGACUGACACUUUCUCCAGCAAAUAUAGCAUUUUGAGUCCGACUCAGUCGCAUCCGUGUUCCCAUGGACUCCGGGGAUCAACGGAGGAGCCGUUCGCCUAUUUCCAGCCGAGUUCGGUGUCUCCUGACGCGGUUGGGGAGGACAGCGGCGCCGCUGGACCCGCGACUGUUUUGGAUGAGGUUGAUGUUUUGGACCUCAACACCGUGCUCCCUGUCGGAGAGCCUGAGAGUUGGCUAUAUGUGAGUCCCAAAGCCAAGCUGCAGGGUGAGUGUGUCCUCAGCUCUCUCCAGUGGUGCAGGCAGGUACUGGACCACCCGGGGCCCGAGGUGGAGCUGGCUAAGAUGACCCUCUGUCACAGACUGGACCAAGCUAAGAGGUGGAGAGGAGUGUCCUCUGUCCGCCCAUACAGCUGCAUAGAGGGACUUAAUACCCUCAGCUGUCCUGUCCUGCCUUACACUAAACCUGCUGCACUAACCGAAUCCCCAGCUCCAAUGACGUCAUCUGGUCAGUCUUUGCUCCACUCGACCCCACUCAGGGCCAGCUGCAGCUUCAGUGACAGAGCGCCCACCUUCCUAUCAAACUCAAAUCUCCACAACAUUGGUCGCCGGCAUGCAGCAAUCAGCCCCCAGUCUUCCGUGGACAGUGAGGUUGGUGUUUCUGAACUGGAAGAUGACACCAUCUCUAUGGGAUACAAACUGCAGGACAUGACAGAUGUGGAGGUCAUGGCACGACUUCAGGAGGAGAGUCUCCGACAGGACUACGCCUCUACCUCUACCUCUACCACAGCCAGUCGCCGCAGCUCCAGCUUCUCCAUACACUCUCUCAGGCGCAGUGAGAUGGAUCUCGAGGAGGAGGACGAGGAAGAUGAGGGGUACGACCAGCUCCCUCCUCCCCAGCCUCGAUUGUUCCGCACAGGGUCUAUGCAGCGGGGCAGCUUGCCCCACUCUCACACCUUCUCCAGUAUCAGAGACUGCAGACGCAGCUCAAUCACCCCACAGUAUUCACUCAGUGGACUCUCCCAGUACUCUGGGAACUCCUGCCUGACCACAGAGACACACACAGUAUACAGGAAUAGCACAGACAAGCUACGGAGAAGCAUGCCCAACCUGAUUAGAGCUCCCAGCAUGCCAAGUGUUCCCAGUGUUCCAUGCCUGGUGUCCCCUGUCAACCCACCCUCCCACGGUCCUUCCUCCUUGCCAAUGAUGUCCUCCCUCCGGAGCAGCCAGAGCUUUGACUCGUCCAAUGGGCUCGCAAGACUCCAGUCCUCGAUUCCUCCACCAGGCCAGCUCAGUCAGCGCGUCCAGAGUGUGGGCAAUUUCCCCACUAUUCCUCGACACCCACUAAAAGCCACAGCUUACGUAAGCCCCACAGUCCUGCAGGGUCCCACCUCCACCUCCCUGUCCACCUCUGCCAGUCUACACUCCAUCCCCAGCAGUGCUGCACUGCCUCAGCCCCUCAAACCCAGCAAUAGUUUGGUACCUCAGCUACUAAAAGCCAACACCAACCAGUCGGCUGUUCCCCGCAGCUCACUUCCUCGCCCAGCCUCCUUUGUAGGAAUCAGUGGAGCUCAACGGCCGAGCAAAAUCACUCAACCCACACGCAGUUUGCUGACUCCCCCAAAGAGCCUGGCCUCCCUGAGUGCCCUGAGGGACGGCAGCUGGAAAGAUGGCUGCUACUAA